Molecule: messenger RNA, 2200 nt
Organism: Lates calcarifer (barramundi perch)
Lineage: Eukaryota; Metazoa; Chordata; Actinopteri; Centropomidae
Gene: ush1c
Product: Usher syndrome 1C
Exons: 20
Coding region: 77-1744 (555 amino acids)
Biological process (GO): inner ear auditory receptor cell differentiation; sensory perception of sound; inner ear receptor cell stereocilium organization
Cellular component (GO): cilium; stereocilia ankle link complex; photoreceptor inner segment
Molecular function (GO): protein binding
Source: RefSeq, a predicted model, not a curated record
UGACCCUGGUCCAGUCCUAACAAAUUUCACCGACACUGGAAUUUCACGUCGGCCUGUUCUCCUCUGUCUCUCAACAAUGGAGCGGAAAGUUGCUCGGGAAUUUAGGCACAAGGUGGAGCUGCUGAUUGAAAAUGAAGCAGAGAAGGAUUACCUGUACGAUGUCCUCCGUAUGUAUCACCAGUCAAUGGAUUUGCCAGUGCUGGUGGGGGACCUGAAGCUGGUAAUCAACGAACCAAAGCGAUUGCCUCUGUUUGACGCUAUCCGACCUCUCAUCCCACUCAAACACCAGGUGGACUAUGACCUGCUCACACCCAAGAGGUCACGGAAGCUUAAAGAGGUGCGUUUGGAUCGGACACAUCGUGAUGGACUGGGUCUGAGUGUCAGAGGAGGGCUGGAGUUUGGCUGUGGUCUCUACAUAUCACAGAUUGUCAAAGAUGGUCAGGCCGGGAAUGUUGGCCUUCAGGUUGGUGAUGAGAUCGUGCGCAUCAAUGGAUACUCCAUCUCCUCCUGUAUCCACGAGGAGGUCAUCAGUCUCAUCAAGACCAAGAAGAUUGUGUCACUCAAAGUUAGGCAUGUGGGGAUGAUUCCUGUGAAAAGCUCAUCAGAGGAGCCCCUGAAAUGGCAGUUUGUUGACCAGUUUGUGUCUGAGUCAGGGGAGAAAAAAAGCAGCAUUGCAGGCUUGGCAUCAAUUGGAGGGAAGGAGAUCAAGGAGAAGAAGGUUUUCCUCAGUCUUGUGGGUUCAAAGGGUAUGGGCAUCAGCAUCUCCAGUGGUCCCACCCAGAAACCUGGCAUCUACAUCAGUAAUGUCAAGCCAGGGUCCCUCUCUGCAGAAGUUGGACUUGAGGUUGGAGACCAGAUUGUGGAGGUGAAUGGGGUGGAUUUCACCAAUGCGGACCACAAAGAGGCUGUGAAAGUCCUGAAGAGCAGCAGGAGUCUGACUAUCACUGUUCUGACAGGAGCUGGCAGUGAGCUGUUUAUGACAGACGAGGAACGUCUGGCAGUGGAGGCCCGCAGGGAGCUGGAGAGGCAGGAGCUGAUGCACCAGAAAAGGGUGGCACUGGAGACCAACAAAAUCAUUAAAGAGCAACAGGAGAAGGAGAGGCAGAGGAAGAUGGAGAUUUCUCAGAAGACUGCAGAAGAACAGGAGCGCUAUAAGAACGAAAUGGAGAGGAUUGAGGCUGUGGAGAAGAAGCACAACAGAGAGUGGGAAGAGGACUGGGGCACCAAAGAGCGGCCCAAGAGCCCUAAGAGCCCCCGCGCUCCAAAGAGCCCAUCACCUGCCCCACCUGAUAGAAAAACCACCCCGACUCCUAAGGCCAAGAGCUCUCCAGAACACGAGGAGGAAGAGGAGGAAGAGGAGGACAGACAGGGAUUUCAGAAACAUGAGGAAGAUUUUGAUCCCUACUCAAUGUUCUCUGCGGACCAGAUAGCUGGGAGAGAUGUGAGACUGCUGAGGAUCAAAAAGGCUGGACAGCUUGACCUUGCUCUGGAGGGCGGAGCAGACUCUCCUUUGGGAAAGUUGGUGGUAUCCUCUGUGUAUGAAGGUGGUGCAGCAGAUAAGCACGGUGGCAUUGUACCAGGGGAUGAACUCAUGGCUGUGAAUGGGAAGAUCCUGAUCGAUGCCACAUUGACCGAGGGACAAAACUCUCUGGCUCGAGCCUGGAACAGUGGAGGGGACUGGAUCGAUGUUGUGAUUGCUGUUUCCCCUCCAAAAGAUUAUGAAGAUGAAGUGACGUUCUUCUAGUCUCACUCACAGUCUGCCAAGAAAACCAGAUGAUUCCUUCAGGAUUCACCGUCUUCUUAAUCGCCACAAAAUAUACGUGUUUCCUCUUUAUUUUUAUCUCAUCAGUACACCAAAAGUCUCAAAAUGGUCUUUUGGUUUUCACUUAGCAUUACAAUAAUCUCUUUGAGAAUUAGCCCUCUGCUGUUUAUCAGGAUAUUGACACCAUGCAAUCAAUAUACAUUCUCACUAAUUUUGUUGUGCAGGAUUCUCCUGUCAAUAUUUAGUUGCCUCCAGUGUUCCUCUUCACCUGUGUCAAGCCUGGACAUGGCUGACCUAAUUUAGAUACAACUGGUCUUUUCCUUCAGACGUGCAUCUUAUCUGUCAGUUUAGUGAGUUAAAACAGGCAGACUGUAAUCAAUAGCACUGCUCCAAUCUGCCUUUUCAAAGCCCAAUAAAAGACUGCUCACAUUCACAGAA